Molecule: messenger RNA, 2794 nt
Organism: Stegostoma tigrinum
Lineage: Eukaryota; Metazoa; Chordata; Chondrichthyes; Orectolobiformes; Stegostomatidae
Product: heterogeneous nuclear ribonucleoprotein H3-like
Exons: 12
Coding region: 194-1621 (475 amino acids)
Biological process (GO): regulation of RNA splicing
Cellular component (GO): nucleoplasm; ribonucleoprotein complex
Molecular function (GO): RNA binding
Source: RefSeq, a predicted model, not a curated record
AGUAGGCGCUGUCGUGCUGUUGAGGCGAGUCGCAGGUAAAAGGAGAGAGUGAGAGACAGAGAGAAAAGGAUCGCUUCACUUCUGACCGUCACUUCAUUGUCUACCAACCGUCACGUAUCCGACUAGUCUUCAGGCGUUUCGUUCUUGAAAUUAUUGCGCUUUCGUGCGGAGAGAUCUGUUAUAGACAGUUACGAUGGAUGAAGAUUUUGUUGUCCGUGUCCGUGGACUUCCGUGGUCUUGCACUGCUGAUGAAGUGUUACGCUUCUUUUCAGAUUGCAAGAUAUUAAAUGGAACUGCUGGAAUACACUUCACCUAUUUAAGAGAAGGCCGCCCGAGUGGUGAAGCCUUUGUUCAGCUGGAAAGUGAUGAGGAUGUAAAACGUGCCCUUGCGAAAGACCGAGAAAGCAUGGGCCAUCGAUACAUUGAAGUGUUUGAAACUAAAGCCUCUGAAAUGGACUGGGCGCUAAAACAUGCUAACCCAAACCAAACUGAGUCCACGAGCGAUGGAACAGUGCGCCUCAGGGGCUUGCCCUUUGGCUGCAGUAAAGAGGAAAUUUUGCAGUUUUUCACAGGGUUGGAAAUCGUGCCAAAUGGGAUAACAUUGCCGGUGGACUACCAGGGGAGAAGCACGGGGGAAGCCUUCGUGCAGUUUGCAUCAAAGGAGAUAGCUGAAAAAGCACUGGGGAAACACAAGGAAAGAAUAGGGCACAGGUAUAUUGAAAUCUUCAGGAGCAGUAGAGGUGAAGUUCGAGCUUUUCAUGAUCCACCAAGAAGGUUAAUGGGUCAGCGGCCAGGACCCUACGACAGACCAAUGGGAGGUGCAAGAACUGGCUACGGUGGUCCAGGGCCCAUGAGAGGAGACAUGUUUGAUCGCGCACGUAGAGGAGCUGGCUAUGGUGGAGGUUAUGGCAACUUUGAUGAUUACGGUUAUAAUGAUAACUACGGUUAUGGACGUGAUGGAUAUGGACACAAUGCCAGAGGUGGUGGAAUGAUGGAUAGAGACAUAUACAGGUGUGUAACUGAACAUUAUUGCCAUCUAGGCAUGGGCAGUCGUGGUUACGGUGGAGCAGGCGAUGCUGGUCCCCUAUUUCAGAAUGGUACAGGUCAUUAUGUACACAUGAGGGGAUUACCUUUCAGAGCUUCUGAAGGAGAUGUUGCAGAUUUCUUUUCACCGCUGAUUCCUGUAAAGAUAAAUUUUGAAUAUGGCUCUGAUGGUCGACUCACUGGAGAGGCUGAUGUCGAGUUUGCUACUCAUGAAGAUGCAGUUGCAGCUAUGUCGAAAGAUAAAGCCCACAUGCAACACAGAUAUAUUGAAUUGUUCCUGGAUUCAACUGCCAACAUGGGAGGUGGGCCUGGUGGCUAUGGAAAUCACAGAAUGGGUGCAAUGGGCAUGAGUAUGGACCAUUAUGCAGCAGGCAAUCAAGGGGGCUAUGGUCAUAACACCCAGGCUAUGGGAAAUAGCUACGGUAAUAUGGGCAAUAGCUAUGGUGGAUAUGGAAAUCCUGGAAAUGCGCGUGGAUUUGGUUAUGGUGGUAUGGGAGGAGGUGGAUAUUCGAGCAAUCCAAAUCAGCACAUGGGAAUGGGCAAUAUAGAUACAAGCAUGGCUGGAUGGAGAAUGUAAACUUAAAAUUAUGCUCAUCAGGCCAUGAGCCAGAAGCUUCAAGAACCCAAACUCUGCCACAAUUUCAUAAUGGAUGACCAAUGCAGCAGUGUUGCUGUUUGUUUUCUUCAAUACCAAAAGCAGUAAUAUUUUUACUAAUAGAGCUACUUUGCAAUUCUUUUUAUUUUUUUACAUGUUUUGGUGUAAAACCCAUGUUUGCCCAGGCUUGGGUAACAUUGUUUGAAGCUUCAGGUGUGAGACCUGAUGAAGAGUUAACUACUUCUUUGAUAAUUUUGGACUUAAGUGAAUGUGGCAAAUCAAAGUAAACAUCUGGUUCAAAGCCUUCUUUCGAUGAAUUCUUACAUUAUUAUUUUAACUAAACUAAAUCUAACAUUGGAUCAUCUUUUAAAACCUUCUCAGAUGAGCAAGUUGUGUGAUUGUGAAUUUUUUUUAACUUCGGUGGUACCAUUUAAAAAUGAAACUGGGAGAGAUUUAACUUCCUUCUGUGGUCUUAGCCGGAGGACCACCACCAAAAUGUCCACACUUUGUUCAGUUUGAGGUUGAAUGUCACAUGUAGAAAUGUGCGGUUAUGGACAUCUGGUAGAACAUCUUACAGUUACGUCUUCAUAAGCCAUUGUCCCAUUACUUGCUAAUUAGACCACAACUGCAAAUACUGUUCCAAGUUCAAGUUUUGCAUCUUUUUGUUGUUGUGUUCACUUCUAUGGCCCCCUCAAGCUAACUUUAACAGCUAACUGUGAGGUUCUCAGUUGGCAUAUUUUCUUGUUAUGACUUGUGGAAUGCAGAUUAAAAAUGAAGAAGCAGAUACAUGGUGUUUAAAACGAUGUUGAGCUGUCAGUUCCUCCAGCGUAUAUUCUUAAGUGUUGCUAUUGGAAAUCCAAGCGAACAUGUUUUCUUCGACAGUUAGUUUUUUUAAAAGUAUGUCUGGUUCACAUCGUUUUUAACCUUGAUUCUUAAUUUUUUGACUGUUAGCAGUGUAGUUUUAAAAAUGAGAGGAAUACCUGCAUUCCAUGCUGAAAGGUGGUGUUUUGGUUACCAUGUUUUGUUCAGUGGGACAUAUUGACCUUGACACUUGAAUGUGCAGCUUCUGAAACCUGUACUUUUUUCAACAUAUGUGAAAGAUGACUUACUGUACAUUUCUAAUGGUGAAUAUAAUAAAGAGUAAUUUCAGAAAAA